UUUUUUACAACACGCCGAAUUUUAUUGCCUUUAGUGGCUGCAUUUUUUGGCUGGCUGGAGCAACCGGAUUUAGACUGAAUCACCCAUCCGCCCACCGGGAGACCACACUAUGAGCGCCAGCGAGGAAUUCCAGAGCUGGCUCAACGAGCAGCUGCGCCAGCUGAACACAGACGAGGGCGUCUUUGGCUCCUACAUUGUGGGCAUACUCGAUGGCGAGGAGUCGGAAGAGGAGAAGGCCGAGGCGCUCGAGGGAAUUCUCAGCGAAACCGGAUCUGCCAACAUUGAUGAGCUGGUGGCCACCAUAAUGCAGAAAUGGUUGCACAGCCAUCCCAGUACCGAUGAGCCGCCCAAGAAGGGCCUGGACAUUGAUGUGAACGGCCAGCUGGCCAAGCUGCUGGCCCAACAGAAGCUGCAACAACCCGCCGUCAAAGAGCGCGAAUACACCGAAGAGGAGCGCCGCAUCAAGCAGCAGAUUCUGGCGCAGUAUUCAGAGACUGCUGUGCCUGGAGAUGACGAUGAGCACUCGGAGCCGGAGAGCGAUGAUGACAGCGGCGCUGUGGCACGCAACACAAACAAGUCCGAUGUGCAGGCCUUGGCCAAGGAGAAGCGGGAACAGGCGCGCCAGGACAGUGCGGCCAAGAAACUGAAGGACAAGGAGGAUCGCGAGAAGCAGAAGCAGCUGCGCGAGGAGAAGAAAGAGAAGCGCAAGACCGUCAAGGGUGAGCGCCGUCGGUAGCGCGCCCACAAAUAUAUCCUCGAAAUCAGGAGAAAGAGAGGGGGGCGCACGAGACAACCCCCGCCUAGAUACUACACAUAUAUCUGAUAUAUCCUGUAAAUUAUAUACACACUAUCCUUUGACUUAUGA
This is a messenger RNA of Drosophila guanche, 865 nucleotides long. RefSeq names its product coiled-coil domain-containing protein 43. Lineage: Eukaryota; Metazoa; Arthropoda; Insecta; Diptera; Drosophilidae. Bases 110 to 736 code for a protein of 208 amino acids. The transcript is spliced from 3 exons. The record is from RefSeq and is a predicted model, not a curated record.